AAUGCUACUGCAGCGCCAUCGAGCGAGUCGCGAGUGAAUUCAAUUAUACGAGACGUCACGCCCCCAUUUGCUCAAUUUAAUUAAUUUGAACAACAAAAGUGAAGGUUCUUGUCUGAAUUUGUACUUUUUAGACGUCAGAAUAAGAAAACCAGCUUUUCAGGGAGGUAAAAAAUCAAUACAAACUUCACAACAUGUUGUGCUCAUCGUGGCGGCUUCCCAGCCUUCUGGGCUCACAAAUUGUCCAAAAGGGGUUCCACACAAGCAGCGUUAACUACGAGUUGAGUCUUCUGAGCAGACUCAGGGUCGUGGACAACAGUGAGAUCGGCAAACAAGCCAUGGCGGAGGGAAAACCGCCUAAAAUAUUUCAUGUUUACAAUAAAACAGGCACAGGAACCAUAGGUGACAAGGUGAUGGUGGCGAUCAAAGGCCAGAAGAAGAAGGGAAUCAUAGUCGGUUGCAGACAAACACAGAAAGCAAUGGUGCCCCGCUUCGAUAGCAACAACGUGGUGCUCAUCGACGACAACGGUUCACCUCUCGGCACCAGAAUUCACGUUCCAGUUCCAAAUUUACUUCGAACCAUCUUGAGGAAGAAAACUGUUGCAAAGGGCGCCGACUACACCAAAGUUCUCGCAAUCGCCUCGAGAUUUGUUUGAAUAGAAAUCUCAGUAAUUUGAAUAGACAGUAGAUUAGUGUGCUUUUGUGAUAACUUAAGAUAAAAUGAUGUCAGCAAAAAACUAGCUGGAUUUAAAAUUUGAAUGUCAUUUCAAAGCAAAAAUAAUUAGAAGCCAUUUAUGUCGAUUCCUAGCAAUUUGUCAUAUGGCAAUGCAAAAAAAAAUAUCAACUUUCUAAUUAUAAUUAAAUUGUAAAUUAACUAGAGUUUAUGAGGUCC
Messenger RNA from Neocloeon triangulifer, 889 nucleotides. RefSeq names its product large ribosomal subunit protein uL14m (gene mRpL14). Gene Ontology annotation, biological process: translation. The record is from RefSeq and is a predicted model, not a curated record. The coding region runs from base 192 to 653 and encodes 153 amino acids. Gene Ontology annotation, molecular function: structural constituent of ribosome. The transcript has 3 exons. Lineage: Eukaryota; Metazoa; Arthropoda; Insecta; Ephemeroptera; Baetidae. Gene Ontology annotation, cellular component: ribosome; mitochondrion.